ACCUGCCAUUACCCACCUUUUUUCUUUAUUUCGGAAGAGUUUCGUUUGCUGACAGAAGUGCCGCGACGGCGACAUUCAAAUUCAUGCAUUGUUUCGAAAGCCAGUGUUUUGUCGUCGAGUCUGUCGCGAUUAUUUUUCCGGACCAGCGAUACCGAUUGAAAGCCCUGAUAGAUGUUAAAUUUGUAUUUGAGGCACUUUUUGUUCACAAUGAACACACAAAGAACUAUAGCUGGGCUAGGACUAUUGGUUUAAGUAUUAGGAUCUGUACAAUAGAACACAAGCGUAUUUGUUACACAUCGAAAGUGUAACAGAGGUCGUGGAAGCCAUGAAUACAAAAGAGAAAGAAAAGGAAAACGAACAGCCUCAUCAAGAACGAGACGAGUGCGUUUUGAGAACUAGAACUAAGAUGAUUGCCCAGCCCCGGUCUUCUUUUUCGAAGGCGACUCUCCACAAGGGGACACUGUCGGCGCAGAAGCCUCUCCACCGUCAUUUGGUUCUUUCCAGCGACAGAGCUACUACAACUUAUUUCGCUUUGCGGCAACUACAUCUUGAAACUCUUGCAGCCAGUGAGAGCAACCCGUAACGUAAAGCAAGAACAAAGACGAACUCGAACAACAAGAAUUGCCAACGUCGGGUUACCGCUGCUUCGGGUGAUCAAACCAGCAUCGGCACCAGAUAUGGGCGACGGGUCGAUGAACUCUGGUCGUGAGAGUCCACGCGCUGCGGGGUUGCCAGUUCUUACCACCGGUUGUUCAUGGAGUACGCGGCGGUGCGAUGACAGCAGUACUACACGGGGAACCUCAUCUGCUUCGUCGAGCAGCUCGAGUUCCUCAUCUGCUGCCAGGUCUUCCUCGGAGCCCAACCACCAUGCUAGGGGUCGCAAGCAGCACCGAGCUGCGAUCGGAAAGAGCAACCACCAGUCCGGCAUUGCAGGCAGUGGUAUCACGGCGCGCUCUAGCCGACAUAGCCGACCGCGCCGAAGUAGCCACUCGCACGUGACGGACCUCGAGCGCGCGAAGCUGAAGGCCUUCUUUGAGCAGCGCUUCGGAUCGGUGUCUCAGGCGUUUGAGAAAAUGGAUGUGCUGCAGGACGGCCAACUUUCCUGCGCCGAGUUUCAAGAGAUUCUCGCUUUUCAGGAACGAUAUUGCGGUCUGGUCGAGGCACGGCGAUUAUGGAAUGCCUUCGUCGACCGGGGCGCCGGCGCCUCGCGCGGGAUCACCAAAGACGCACUUCUAAAUGGGCUUUGCCACCUGGAGCAGACGAUCCACGACGUUGACCCCGGCGCAUCAGUGGAAACGGAGGAUCCAGAGGGGGCAAAUUUGCUGGACGUCAGCGGCACGCACGACCUCCUGCACAGCAGCCACGACCAGUCUUUCUACUCAAACAUCAGCAUAUCCCCGGCAUCCUCCUGCGCGUCUUCACGUGCUGACCAGAGUCAGAUGGAGGAAAGUUUUGCCGCGGCGCGGGUGAGUUCCCCUCUUAAUGGAAAUUCAGCACCAUCGGCAUCAGGAUUUCCCUCCCGUCCUGGUCACCAGGGGCGUUUUUCCGGUGCAAAUUGUUCGCCCUUGAGUCGCGACAGUCGCGCUUCGCUCCCUCCAACCCCUCACACUUCGCCACCAGCAAUAGACGAAGCCGCCGGGGUAUCGCAAUCGGCGCUAUCGUCCCCCGUUUCAUCAUCUGCGAGACGGAGGCCUGCAGAACUUCCACGUUCUGGUGGCAGCGGCAUUUUUGAUGCAUUCGACAGGCGGCAGCCUGUUGGGCGACCCUCAUCUUUUGCGUCAUCGAAUGCCGACAACGAAAUCGACCAUUCACGGCUUCCUUUCGCUGAUGUAGAAGUCGUGUCCUGCGACGAUAAGGAUAAAGCUGGAGACGAAAUAAAUGACCAAACUCAACACACACGUGGCCUCGAAGAACGAAGUAGCUAUCUGCGACCUUCUGGGGAGCAGAAGGCCAUCAGGAAGCCGGUGCUUGCUCGCAGUCGUCAGAGUUCGCCGGUCACCCCAGCAAGCGCUUCCCCAUUUGGUAGCGCGCCACCACGCUUUGGCAGGACGAGGAUAAGCGCAAGCUCGCCCAAGUUAGAGACGGGCGUAACUCCUGCCACUACAAGCACGAACAGAACCGGUGUACGUGGCGACGCCGCGGGCGGCUUUCCUUCCGGCGCAUCAGCAUCACUGUUCAGGAACAGCGUUGGGACUACGACUGGCCCGCAGGAGGAUCACUGUGAGUUGGUUUCCAGCGACGCUCACUCUGCAAGGUAUCAAAAUCAACUAGACGGCAGCGAAGGGAACUCGACAACCUUCGCGACGUCGGGCGGAAAAAAUGAGUUUGAUUCUACAGCCUCCACUAGGGAACAGGAGGUGGCAGACUUUUGCCGCGACGUGACCUAUUGUCUGGAAGAGGUCGACUGCAGCAUGGUUGAGACAGACAUGACGUUCGGUCCGGAUUUGCAAGUGAGCCCGCAAAUUCGCCUCGAGCUUUCUCCUGCUGCCGAAGGAGAGGAAGACGUCAGAGGUAGCGAUCUUCGUCCAUAUCCCGCUCGAAACUGCACUACGAUUGUCGAGAACCGACGCGAAGAUGCGUCUGUGUUUCCGACCAAUUCGAGCACUUUCUUGCCUUCCUUGACUGAAGGAGGUACUAGUGGAGAUGAGCAUGUGACACCCCGUCAAGAUAGCUGUGCGGAAUCAGCACGCGCGCGUGAGGAGAACCUGACAUCGAGUCCGCUGUGGAUGCCGCAUGACGGAUCUAGUGUCGUGACGCCGAUAAAGAAGGAUGAGGAGCAGGGGCACGGGACUUCUACCGUGGCGGUUUCCGCGGCGGCAACAUUUUCCAGUGCAGCCGGCAAAAACGCAACGGAGCCGUCGACGUUGCAGGUGGCACUGGAGCGCAUUCAGCAGAUCAAGCAACGAGCAGCGGCUGCCGGUUUGACCUCUUCUUCGCGCGGCAGCAGCUGCACGCGUGAAGACUCCGCAACCAGAACGCCCCCGUUGCUGCCCAGAAGUAGUCUCGGCGAGGACCAGGCGGAUCAUCAAAUCCGAAGCCGGAGCGGAAACAAAAGGGGUUCUCAGGUCGGAUCCGGAAGCGCGCGGGUAAGUUUGAACUCGAAGAAGUCUCCGCUCGCAGGUCGCACUCCCAUGUCGACGACGUCAUCUCUAGCGUACUCUGGAUCGUCACCGCCAACGUCUUCGCACCACGGCAGCGUGCCGGGUUCUACGGAAAAGGAGCCAGCGGUGGUGCAAAGGUCCCCGACUUUUGGAAUCGGUGCAGGUCUAGUCGAGGAGAACGCGGGAGCCGUGACGACGCCUGAGCACCCGCGUUUGGAGCCACGAUGCGCCGGGGCAGCCGUCGUGACGACGCCUGAGCACCCGCGUUUGGAGCCACGAUGCGCUGGAGAUCUAGAUGUGUCAGCCUCCGAGUGCGCUCCCGACGAAGAGGACAUCACCCCGCUGCACAACGAAAUGCAAGACCAAGACUACUCCGAGCUUGAUUUUGCGAAGGUCGCUGACGACCGGGAUCCGACCCCAACGAGCGAAGCUGCAGCUGGCAGUGCGACUUCAGAAAAAGUAAAACACCGAGAUGUAGAAGAUCGCUUCAAGGUCUUUAUUGGACAGGGUGCUGCAUCAACGUGCGGUGUGUGUCCUGUAACACAGUCCUCGUUGACAGCAGAAAGUGAUGGCGCAGCAACGUCCAGCGAAGGAACAGACCAAGGUGUAAGUGUAACUCGUGAAGAAAUAUCAGCUGCAGCCGUCGAACAACUUUCAACAAGUGCGCAAUCGGACACAAGAUUGGCAUCGAGUCGCGUACCAGAGUCGGCAUUCGCACUUGCUGGCCGAGUGGGCUCCAGGCGAGAAUCCUGCCGAAAUUCCCUUGAGCAAAGUACGUCGUUCCAGUACCUGUACCACGACGCUGAGGGUGCUCCCAAAGACAGCUUCGUUUUCGCAGAAGAGGGCAACAAGCUAUUAUCGCCGAUGUCUCCGUUUCUGGACCGCGUAUACGGGGGCACUGAGACGGAUGGAGAAGAGGAACAGGAGGAAGCAUCCUGUCUGCACCCAUGCCGCCUCUCGGGUCUCAGUGAAACCGCACACCACAUUAGUUUGUCCGGUAUAACGCCACCACCAGGCGUAGUUUCGCGUACUGCGUCCGGUUUGGAUCCGCCGCUGCAGCCGAAAAGUAGCAGCAAGGGCAGAAACCACGCCGGAGUGUUCGAUAACAGCGAUCUGUCCCCGACGGUCUGCAGCAGCGAGAACAACAAUGAGAGUGCGCGCAGUCGCAGCCCGCGCUUUCGAAUGAACAGUCACGAAGAUGACGAGCAGUUGGAUCAUUCGCUGCUGCGCUUGUCCUCCGAUGCCGAGGAUGGGAUACAACUUGGUGUGCAACUACGCAGUUUCCCUGGAUCGCAGGUGCAGAGCGAUUCCGGCCUUGGCAAGAAGGUUAGUGGCGAAAACGCAACGGUGGUGCCGCGUUUUCAAAGGCCAUUUGUGUCACAAGAAGAAGGAGGGCGUUGGGGCAUCAGCGGCCAGGGCACGGACCAGCUUACCUGCGGGACCCGCAACAGGGCGACGUCGGAGGGUGCUCUGGGCUCGUUCGACGGUGAAGGCUCAUCUAGUCCACAACCAGAUGGCGCGGCAGCAUCACCGUCUCAACCUUGUCCGGGUCACGAGGAACCCGAACCGGCCUCGUCGGCCUAUCCUCUGCACAAAAUUGAGGAGGAGGACGAAGUGGUCAGCUCUUCUAGCGCCCAGCUAACGCCUGCAUCAGUCUUUCGGGGGCAGGUCGACGACGACGCCUUGCGAUCAUCCUCUAGCAGACCACGGGACGCGCAGCAAUACGGAGAUCAGGAACGUGCCCAAUCCCAAACUUCACCGGAAGGGCAAGCACAGCGUACAGACGAUCAGAAGACGAGGGACGAUGCUGAUGCUCUUUCAGCUGCUACAAUAAGCUGCAGGAGAAACAACCACGUUACGUUGAUGUCGAACUCGGUUUCAUCAUGGCACCAGAACUUAUCACCGUCCCCCGACGAAAUUAAUGAAGCAAGAUUAGUUUCCACGAGGAAAACGGCAGACUCACCUGCGUCCCCGGAGGACGCUGCAAGGACGCCAGACGGCUUCCGUUUUGAUGAUGUAGCCCACAAAUACACUGCUUCAAGCUAUAGCUCCGGGCGGGUUCCGCUUUUGGGCCCACUCGUGGUCGACGCAGACACAAGCAAGGACGCAGGAAAUAAACGCUCGCCUGUUCCUCGGCUACACCUGCCGUCACCAGAUUUGCACGGCGCAAAAGUGGUGGGGAAGCGCAGCCAAGUACAGGUUGAAGACGAUAUCAGCAGAGCAACCGCCUUGUCGAGCAGCAGUAGUGCGGGGCGGAGGACACCUCCACACGAGCACCAUUUCCAGACCGAGAAGGUGGCCGAGAGUUGUCUCGACGAUCGAAUAGAGGCGAUUGUGAAUCGUCGGCUCCGGGAGGAGCGAGCUGCCGCUGCCGCACUGUCCGCGCAGGUCAGCAGCCACGUCGUCGCGCAACCCUUGACACCGAGCAGUCCAGCGUCCUUGCGCGAAAAUCUACAGCUCCGCACUGCUCCGACGAAAGGCAGGGCUGAAGCGGCGUUUGCUUUGACUGAUUCUCCAGGAACUUCGCCUGACACGAUCAUUGCUGCAUCCUCUGGGGGUCAUGGCAAAAGCUCGUGCAUCAAGCAACACCAGCACGACGAUGUCGAUGAUGGUACUUCUGCGAGAACGUUUUUUUCACCGCGUCCGCAGCAUGCCCACGAGCCGCUCGCAAAACUUGAGGAUGGUGUGGAAAAGCGCGAAACCAGAAGGGAUUUCGAAGAAGACACGAGGAGUGCAGAAAGCCCCCGCCCCGGACGAUUGCAGCGACCUGUCAUUUGCGAUCCGCUGAGCGGCAGUAGCGUCUCUAGCACAACCCAAUGCAGAUCUGCGCUGAAGGGCGACGCUACAAGUUCCAGUACGACCAGGACCGCCUGUAGUGCUGUUGCCUCGCCUGUAGAUGCAUCGACCCCUGCUCUAAGAAGCAGCAUCGUUUUUCGGUGCUCUUCGUCGUCAUCCCGAAUCUUGUCGCCGAUUCAAACUCGAGGCGCGCUCUCGGAUCGGCCCAUCGUCCGACGGAAGAGCGUCAACAGCGACAGUGGCUCCAAUGAGAAAAAAUCCACGAUCGAGGCCAGCGUCAGUCCGGCUGAAAAUGAAAAAAGUACUCCCGUCACAGCGCUUUGCCACUUGACUGAAAUAACUUCUGCUUCUCGCACAUCGAAAAGCGCCAGCUCCUCAGGCGGAAAAAGCAGCGCGGGCAAGAAGGGUAUUGAGGAUUCUGCGCACCGUCAUGCUGAUCUUCAUAGCGAUAGCGCCACUGGUGAUCGACACUGCAGCGAUAUCACACCCCCGACUCGCAACCGUCAGCAUGCGAAGCUGGGCGUUAUCGAUAGCGAGGGCACUACGACGGCGAUGCGAGGACAUGCGGAUCAGCAUCAACAUCAAGAGAGACUGCGGUACUUCACGCCGCCAGGAAAGUCCAACGCGGCCGACGAGAACACGCUGCGACCCGCUUUGCACGACGCGGACACGCUGCAGAGUUCGAUUUCGCGAACGUCGCUCCUCGCCAGUGUAGUUGACAAUGCAACAGCAUCACUACGUAUUGGUGAGACCCUGGUGGAUUUGCAGCCCGGUGCGCCGGUAUGUAGCUCCCCCAGCAGCAGCUCCCUAGUUUCGUCUGCAGCGAGCACUUCUCGAAGGGUGGUGUGCGGCAACUCGAUCGUUUCGAAUUCGAGCUGUUCCGCCGUGUCGUUGUAUAGUGCGAGCGCUAGCACGCGCGCGUCUACCACACGAAGCCACGCGUCCUCAUCGAUUUGCACCAGUACCGGAGGGACUGAAACGACGGGGCGGGCCACCGCGAGAUUGACCGACCAGCAGGUGGUAGAACCUGAUCUCCUCCAGCUCCAAACUGCAAGAGGUAGAAAUUGCAGCACUCCGGUUAAGCCUGCGCAGGGGAAGGAGAAGGAGACGGGUAGCGCAAACGUGCAACUGGCAUCGCAGCUUGCGACCGAGGAGGCCUUUCUAAGCAACUUGCGCGAGACAACGAUAGGCCGCGUGACACGUUGCCUUGAGCCUACAAGGUCGCAGGACGGCGACAGAUUGAUCGUUUUGGACGACAAUGCGUUCGGACUCGGGUCACCUUCCACUUCGCUGCGCCCAGAGGAAGAUCCGGAGAGGCCAAAGAGAAGUAGUCCGGGUGCUUUGCCGAGUUGCCGCUCAUUCUUUGACACGGCCGGCUCUGCAAAGGACACUAGAAGGUGGACCGCAGUGACAGAAGCAGACGAGCGCACGCCGUGCGCGACCCGCCUUGUGGAAGCCGCUCCGGUCGCUUCCACGCCGGUGCGUCUGCCGCAAUCAUCUGAGUCAGAGCUGUUGCGAACAUCGCAGGAGCUGCAGGAUCGUGCAAGCCGCACACCGCGACGGCAGAUUGUUCUUCGGGCAACGGCGCCCGAGAGAGUGACGUAUCAGCCGGGAACACAGGACCAUGACCCCCUCACACUAGAAGACGUUCCCGACGACCAAUUGCAAGCUGCUGAGCACUCCAGAUCACCACGAAAACCGACCACGACCGCCGGUCGACCAAUGGAAGCGUCUUCUUGUUCGAAACCUCGCAUCGUUUCUGGAGGCUUCUACCUGUCUUCUUCCGUGCGCCGCUUUUUAGAAAGCACCUCUGUAGAUGAUGAAAACGCUGCAAGUACUUCUACUAGAGCAGCUGCAGCUUGUUCUCAGCAAGGCCGCCGUCAUUGCCGCAGCGCGGCGUCGUCAUGCUCAUUCGACGCCACCUCAGAUACCGCUGCUGCAGAAGCGACUGACCACUGCAUGGAUACAAGGGAAGACACCCCGCAACAAGACCGCUGCCGGAGACUUGCCGAACACAAGGCAAGGAACAAUCGGGAUACCGACAUAAUUCGCUCCUGCCCAUCAUCAGAGUGCGGAGACGAGGAGGCGGCGGUGCUAGAAUCAAAUCACUUUGAUUCGUCAAGCACUGUUGCAGCCCGCACGCCUCGGCGGAGCUGCGACGUUGGCACCGACGCCUUUGUAUUCGAGUCGCCUCCACGUCGAAAAGGAGAUGCUAUCAAUUCGAGCAGUUCCCGCCAGCAGAGUGUUGCUAGGCGACUGCCACAGUGGUCUACAACCGCCGGCCCACGAGCUGACGGAAAUUCCACGUUUGCAGCGUCGUGCGGUUUCGAUACCUCGCCCUCCCAGCGCCACAUUUCGCCUAGCGGUCAAAUUCGGCUUUCGGAUCAGAAACGUAGCAACACCCCGGUACUCGUUCGGUUGGAUUUCGACAACCUGGAGUCAAGCAGUCCCGCUGCCGGUCGACGCGGCGGGAGGCUCGAACCGCUCGAGGAACUGAUACCACUUCCGUCGACGGGAAGGCGAAGAGCAUCGGGGCAGAGGACGUCGGCUCUUGCGAUGCUCGAGGCUGAGGAGAGUUCGUACAUAGGAGAGCCCGACGCGAGCUUGGCUCUGGAGGCGGGACCCGAAUCAGAGCGAGACCUCGCACUGAAUCCUUUCGGCCUAGAUGAAGAUACUUCAUCGUCGGAGCCGGAAGAACACGGCCGACUUGUCCUGCAGGACGAUGGAAAUGUUGCACCAUCGUCGACACAACCCAAAAGCAGUCGGAAUGGCAACCAAGCACGAGCUCGCUCCCGUCCUGAUUGCUAUAACGCCAUGGUUCGUCGAGAUCCUGAUCCACAUCCAACCGUAAACGCACCAUCGCCGUCUCAGCGAAGCGACUUCGAGCUGCAAGAAUCCUCGACGUCCAAAAUCACAUCCGUGACCGAUCUGCGAUCACAUCAUCACGCAGCGCUCCAGGCGGAAAAUGCUGAUGAACAAUUUCAUGUUGUGGAGCCUCUGUCUACCAUUUGGAAGAAGGAUCCUCGCGUUCUCGGGUGUCUGCUGCGCCGCAUCCGCCGCCGUUUGAACGGUCGCUCCGUCAGCUCGUUGCUCCUCGACUCGCGGACACAACCCGCGGGUCAAGAAGAUUUACACCUCUCACGAGGAGAAUGGCUUUCUCUCUUCAAGCAGCACGCACUCGGCAUAAACAAGGACGAGGCGGAAUUCAUAUUCUCUGAGCUGGAGGAGAAGUCGCAAGCUUCCCAUCGGGCUAGACCACCGUCAGUGCGGCAGGAAGAUGUCGCUCCGGAACAUGUCGUGACUGGCCGCAAAACCAAUUAUCGGGGCGAGCAGACGGCUGUGGUAUCCUUAUCAGUGUUCGAGAUUGCGCUCGCGCAUUGCGGCCGCGCACUGGCGUCGGUGAUCAAUCUCGAAAACUGGGGCAGGUCGGUUGUUCAAAUGGCGCGUGCAGAGGCGACGCUCGGAGGGAGAGAGUUCGUGGAAACUCUUGCGCUCGUGCCUGCGGUCGAUGUUGAAAAAUUUCGGGCGGAACUGAAUCUCACCGCGGACGGAACGUGGGCACUGUUCCAAACUCUAGUGGACAAGACCUACAGCAAUCGCGUUCUUUCCCAGCAAUUCUUCGAGUGGUGCGCCUGUUAUCCCACGGCAGGCGCAGGAGCCUCCCCUUCAGAACCAGAAGCGAGGGCGGAAGGGAACCAAUUUCAGGCGCCGCCUGUUUCGACUCCGCACAGCUCGUCUCCAGGCGAAAUGAAAAGUAACGGGCUCCUCCCAAUCGGUGCAGAAAAUCAAAGUACACGCGUGAUGACAGUGACAGAGGAGGAGCAGGAGGGCAGCGUCUCGGUAUCCGCGAGCGGAAACAGAAACCGUCCGUCCGUCGUUCGUCGAGUGGUACGUCGCCCGCGACGCGUAAACGUUGGGUUUCCAGGAGCAGAUGAUCCUAAAGAUGCUGAUGCUGAUUUGACAAGAUGCGAUACGAUUGGCAGCCGUCGUAGUAAAUCCUGCGGUCCGGUGAUCCCAAUCCUGAACACACGCCAUCCAGUUUACGCAACUGCGUGUGCCCCGUCUGGGCAAGAGGACCUACAUCGGUCAGAACUACGACAGCAUGGGUCGAGAACGAGUGGAACGCUCCGUCGACGCCGGUCGAUGCAAUCAUCACCACGCCGCUCCCCUGCUUCUGGCACAACGCCUAGAAUGAAGGUAGAAAAGAUGCCUUUCGGGUCCGCGCGGAGCAAUCAGAAUGAAGACACGAGUACGACAACGCAGGCGGACACCACCAGUGCAAGCGUCUCGCCGGCCGGUGUUCUUUCGGCGCCACGAGCAGGCAGAUCGAAUGUAGUGAUACGGCGCUCGCGAUCCGAGGGACCACGGGUCCGUCGCGUCUCUCGCACUGGGCGUUUUAGUGUUGAGAAACAGGAGGGCCUCGAAGGCGUUUCUGUGGUUCCAACAUUUUCCGGUUCAGUUCAUGGCAGUCAUGUGGGUUUGGUUCUUGUUGCAGACGGAGCAAAUAAUGACGAUCCCUACGCGAAUUUGCUGCCAGCAUCGGAGGAGGAGGCGCUUUCGUUCCAGACAGAGCUAGCGUCUCACGCACGGGGAAUCAUGGAUGAGGCUCGGCGGGCGCAGGCACGAGUCGCGGUUCUGCGCCAACAGUUAGAGGACCAGGAAGCACGUAGAGUUUACUUCGUUUGUUCAUACUUACAUACAAACUUUUUUGCUGUGGCCUUGAUUUUUCCACCUAGCAAAGUUUCGGUUUCCAGCCACUCGCCAAUGUACUUCAAUGCACUCAAGCACGUACGGAUUCUGACACCAAAAUGCAAUUAAGAUAAACAGCACCAGCGCUCAAGAAUGCGCAAUGCCAAUAGAUUGGAAUUGCAAAAAUACAUGAACAGGUCACGAGGACGAACUCUCCAAGCUGCGGCAAAUGCACAAACAACGGAUGCAGGACAUGGUGCAAUGCUUUCUGGCAGACUACGGCUUAUCCAUGGAGCAGUCGGUCUGA
Amoebophrya sp. A120 is the source of this 10893-nucleotide messenger RNA. The record is from the annotation of a GenBank genome assembly. Lineage: Eukaryota; Dinophyceae; Syndiniales; Amoebophryaceae.